UCCUUCUGUCUCUCCCCUAUGUCUCUCUUUGUUUGCGUCUUUCUGUCUCUCUCUCUCUGUCUCUGCGUCUGUCUGUGUCUCUCUAUAUCCGCGUCUCUCCGCGGGCGGGCCGGGCUUGCAGGCUGCCGCACCGGAGAGGCCAAGAUGACGAAAGCCUUCGGCCUGGCGGCACGCUUCAUCGUGCACACGGUGGGGCCGCGGUACAACUCGCGCUACCGCACGGCGGCCGAGACCUCGCUGCACGGAUGCUACAAGCGCGUGCUGCACAUCGCCACGGAGAAUCGCCUGAAUUCCGUGGGGCUGUGUGUCAUCAAUACGCCCAGGAGAGGCUUCCCAGCAGCUGACGCGGCACACAUUGCCUUGAGAACCGUCCGCCGGUUUUUGGAAAACCACGGAGAGAGCAUAUCCACCAUCGUGUUCGCCGUGAUGGAUCAAGACGAGGCGGUGUACCUGCACGUACUGCCCCUCUACUUCCCGCGCUCGCUCGAGGAGGAGGCGUGGGCGCUCUCGCUGCUGCCCUACGACAUCGGCAACGCGGAGGGCGAGCCAGUGGUGGCCGAGCGGCAAAUCCGCAUCACCGACAAGCCGGGCCAGGUUGACAGCGGCUCGGAGAGCGACGGCGGUGACGACGCGAGCGACGACUCGGACCGCGUGGACGGGGAGAUGGUGGGCGUGGGCGCACACGCGUUCGCCCGCAUGGAGGGCGACCACGACAAGCAGAGGCAACGGAGCCUCAUGUCGCCACCGUCGUCCGACUCCUGGCUCAAGGCUCACCAGCGAACGUACCAGCGCUGGCUUCGGAGGGCAAGGACCGAAGACCUGUCUGACAUCGCAUCACUCAAGGCCCUCUACCAGACAGGAGUGGAUAACUAUGGGCGUCCCGUGGUCGUGAUCGUGGGCAGGAACAUUCCAAUCCCCGUCAUCGAUCCGGAGAAGGCGCUUCUCUACUUCAUCCACGUGAUGGACCACGUGGCGUCACGCGACUACAUCCUCGUCUACUUCCACACGCUAACGAGCGAGGCCAAUCAGCCCGACGCCGCCUUCCUCCGCACCGUCUACAACACCGUGGACUUGAAGUACCGGAAAAACCUCAAGGCUUUCUACAUUGUCCACCCUACGUUCCUCUCAAAGGUCAUGACGUGGUUCUUCACGACGUUCACCGCGUCGGGGCUCAAGGCGAAGGUGCACAGCGUGCAGCGGCUGCAGCAGCUGUUCGCUCACAUCCCCCCCGAGCAGAUCGACAUCCCCCCCUUCGUCCUCGACCACGACCUCCAGGCGAACCGCGCGUACUACACAGAUGACCCGUCGGGGCACGAUCUGUAGACGGAUUUGGAGCAACUGGAACCCCGGCGUGCCGUUGGUGUCGAGGCCGGGGUGUGAUGACGAGCGAUGUGCGGCUGCCCAACCCCCGGAGCCGGUCGUCCUGACGUGCACCGCAGCGGAGUUUAAAAACCUCGCGAGCAGAUGCCGACCACAUGUUUUUUGGCGUUCAUAUUUUAGUUUCUCUAAUUAUUUUUCACUGUGUCGGUUUAUCGCUUUUUUUUGUUACCUCUGUAGGCUUGGGUGUUUAUUUUUGGUCCCGGAUGCAGAGUUUUACGAUGGAGUGCGAAUUUCCACUCAGUUCGUUUUCUUAAGGGACCUAAAUUCCACGCCGUGUUUGUGUGUAGUGUCGCCAAAUUGCACAUUCUAGGCGAGUGGUUGAACUUUUAGGAUAAAUAAAUGUCUUUGGUAUUAUUGUUAUUCGUCUUGUGGCACGUUUGCCUGUGAAGGUCCAGAAAAAUCACACUUUUGUCUGUGUGUGGGUGUCGGGAGCGAUGGCACAGUGGUUAACGCACAUGGAUAAUACUUGUGUGUGUGCGCAUGUGCGUGUUUCUGUGAUCAUAUGUGUAGGUGCAGCGGUGGUGUAGCGGUUAGCGCGACGGCCUCCGAACCCGGCAACAUAGGUUCGAUACCCAGACACGGUUAACAUCAAUCGCUUUUAUCUGAACCAGUAUUGGGCCUCGCCUAUGUCAGCCUUAAAUGAGUAUGGUGUGUCAACCUCCGAACCAGGAAGAUGAAGGCAGGCUGGGUGUGGUUCUGACCACAACACGCGAUUGUGCCGGCCUUCAUAGGUGCUCGCUUAACUGCACUUGCCCCAACAACAUAUGUAGGCUAUACAGCGGGGGGAGGGGGAUGGGGACAUGCGUGAAAAGAGCUUCAUAGGUCAUCGGAAUCUGACAGUUUAAAUAAAGAUUCUGAUUCUGGAAUCUUUACUUUUGUGUGCUUCUGUGUGUCCGCGUGUGUGUGUGUGUAUAUAUACUGCAUGAGGAUCGGUAGUGUAGCGGUCAGCGCGCUGUGCUACGUGACCUGGUGAAAGCGGCAAACACCAGUAGCGAUUAUCUGAACCGGUCGUGGGCCUCCCCUAAGUCGACUCAGGCUCAAAUUGGUGUCUGGUGCAAUGUGCAAACAUCGCCACUGGGGAGACAAAGGCGGUCGUGCGUGGUGCUGGCCACUCACCCCCUCGUGUACUGUGCCGGCCUUCAUAGGCGUUCGCUAACAGCACUUGCCCCAACAGUCCGUUAAGGCGACACGGGGGAUCUUGGUGUUUGAUGUACACUGCGUUCACAUCAGGUGGAGUUGGCCAGUAAUCCUCACGGGGUUACGGAUGGUCGCGUCCGUCCGUGUUUUAUCGCCGGACAGGCGGUGACGGCCGGCUGGCCGCGGUGGCGUGGGGGACGUGCCGGCGAGAGAAUGCGGCCCCCCCCCCCCGGCUCCCGCCCCCCCGGUCCCACGCUGUCCUUGCCGGGACGUGCGUCCCCCUCACGGCCCCACCGAGAUCGGCAAUCACUCGCACGACCUAUAUUGAAGUGGCGGCAAGAGUCGGAGGGUGCUUUCUUGCCGAGAUCUGGUGACGCCGAGAUCCGGUGACUCCGAACAAAUGCGAGUGACUUGCCGUUUCGUUCUUGUUAUAACAAUGUAAGUGUGUGUGUGUGUCAUCUCGGUCAUCUCAGUCAGUUGACCCGUGGCACCCGGGUCUGCCCCUUGACCUACUGCCAGCGGGCGUUCGACACUUCACGUGGCCUCAAGGUGCACAUGGCCUGGCACAAGCGUCGUGGUGAUUUCACCGCCACUUAGUGUCGAAUGGCGGUUGUUGUUGUUGUGUGUUGAACUUCUUUCGCACCGUGCGUAGCCGACCGUGCUAAUCGCAUGUAACAAGAACGAAAGCCUCACCGAGUUCCAACUCUCUUCUUCAGUAGGGUCCUGCCAACUGCAUGCUCCUGUGUGUGUGUGUAUGAGAUCCCAGUUGAGUAAGUUUGCAAUGUUUUCUGCAUUUGCAUAUUGCGUGUCGUGUUCAGCUAUGGGUGGGAAUUUGAGAACCCGCAGUAAACCCAUGGCGAGCAUACGAACUGCACGCAGAAAGGCGCCCGGGUCGGGAAUUGAACCCCAGGCCCUUGUUGCGGUUAGGCAUGAGUUGUCACCACCCUGCGACCUGUCAAUUCGAGAAUGAAACCGAUCCCGUGGAACCGUGUUCAUCGGCUCUUUGCGGGUUAACGUUCGCUUGCUUCACACUUUGACACAAAAGUAACGAAAAAACUCAACAAAGUCAGUCUAUCUGUAGGCUGCCGGGUUCACAACGCAAUGUGCUAACUGCUGCUCCAACGCUCCCCACCCCCACCUCGUGAUUGUUGUGGUGCUAAAGCUGUGGACAGCAACCGGUGGGAGGGAGGGGGAGGAGGAGAUGGGGGGGACUUUGUUAUUUGCGACGCUUUGAGUCACUUUUGCCGGCUCGGUGGGACGCGCGGGCAAGAGUCGGAGCGGACCUUGCGUGGAGACGCGGGGUGAGGUGAACCUGCAGGGGUUAACGCACGCCACCUCCCCCACCCCCUUCCCCGUGCAAGGUGACGCUCACAGCUUGUGACGGUUUGUUUCAGGGGCUGCUAAGUCUAACGUGAAGAGAUCUCUGCCGAUUGCCUGUGCGGUGGAGUAGGGGAGGGAGGGAGGGAUGCACUUUUUUGUGGUUCCGUCAGUAACAAUGAGAUGUCACGCCAAUGCGGUUUACGGGGCUUCACGUGUUGCGUCCGUGUCUUUCCCUGUGAUUAACCCGCUCGCUGAAGCUGUGAGCAGGAGGAGGGGUGGAGAGGGGUGUGAGUUGUGUAGCCAGUUGACGUGUAGAUACUCUCCCGUCAGCGCGAGUGUAGCUGUCGCCGUGUGAUGGGAAGGCACACCCCGAAGCUUGCGUUGUCCUCGGCCGGUUUUGUUUUCCGUCGGUUCCGUACGAAGGUAUAAAUAUGGCAAUCACUUCCGGUGCUGCAACCGUCGAUCGAAUCGCCGGGUGAUGAAUUGUCUCUUUGCGCUCGGCGAUGCGUGCGUCGGAUUGCGUGUGCGCGAGCAGGGCCGGAUUAAGAUUUUGUAGGCGUCGUGAGGCCCCCAGUAAUAUUUUCAAAAGGAAAACAAAGUUAAAGAAAAAUCCAUUUUAUUUUUACAAGGCGAACAACAAAUAAAAUUCGGCAUUCACAAAUAAAAUAUCUUUUCACUCGCCCCCCACGCCUUAAUCCGGCCCUGCGCGCGAGUGUGUGUGUGUAAAGAAAGAAAAAAAGUGAUUAUUUUCUAUCUGUACGUGGGCAAUCCUGCAAAAUCGUGCAGCCUGAAAAAUAUGAAAAUUUCUCGAAAUCACCCCAGUAAGCGCGCGAGAGCUGUCUGAGUGAAGUUAAAUGUGUUGGCUUUUCAUUUAAAAAAAAAUCUUUUAAGAAAUAACAGCUCUUAGAAUAAAUUAUUGGUUCGACACUAAAAUUAUUGCACCAUCACCACCAUUCCGUUGUGGAUGAAAAAUAUCAGGCGGGAAUCGAACCUAGGACCUUUUAGCCAUGAGGGAGGAGAGAAACUUGCACACCUACGGUUGGUUCCUCAAUGUACACCCACGCUCUCUGCACCAGUGGGUUCCCGAUCUCUUGUCAGAUCAGUGGCUUUGGGAUUAAUGUCUAUUUGGGGUUUGCGUCUCUCUCUCUUUCUCUCCCACCGUGAUCGCGUCGAUUUUUCUCCCGGGUCUUCCGUUUUUUCCCCCUCCACAUUUCGAAUCGACGUGCGUUUUAGAGUAUUUGGCUGCUAUAAAUGUCCAAGCCACUUGGUUGAGAUAUCAUUUUUGUGAUAGCCAGGUCGCUUCUAAAAAAAAAAAAACUCCAUAGCUAAAGUGGGCCUUACCUGGUAAAAUUCUAAACGUGUUUUUAUUUAAAAUAUAUAGAUAUUUUUAGAAUGUCGGUGAACCGUUGCACCUGUUCUACCCCUGUGUUGGGGAAACCACUACCGGGGCGGGAUGCGCGGGGGAACAGUCUACACGUUGCUCCCCCCACUUGUUAACACUUUUUAUUGUCAAAGCCAUCGGCACGGCGGCUCCUGGCGGCGGCCACCACCGUAGGACGACGCGGAUGGUGGGGAUUGUGCGCUCCGUGCGUCACGCGGAGCGUGCGUCCUCGCCGUGAGUGAUUGCGUUAACCCGCGGAGCGACACGCUCGCUCGGCACGCGAUGAACCACUUCGGUCCCGGGCGUCACCCCGAGCCACCACGCGUGCUGCUGCUGUUUCCACUGCUGCUGUCGUUGUCGCAGCUAGUGCUGCUGCUGCUGCUGCGUGUUCGUGGUGACGCGCGCGUUCUUUCGGGGAAAGCGGCCGUCCCCGAAGUCCUUUGCAAGUAACCCCUUAACUGGUGACGCUGCCGCACUGUAACGGUUCGCAACGCUGGACUUUGCCAAUCACAAAGGUCGUCCGCUUCGAUGCGAAUUUCCCCACGGCGUGACAGCAAGAUGCGCCACCCGCUGUCGUAGCGACCGCCGCCGUGAUGCCGACGCGAUGCCGACACGUGUGCCAGGCACAGCCCUCGUCGUGCGCUCCACUGCUGGACGAGGGCUCCUCCCCCCUACUACGCAUCGAGCGUGGCGGGUUGGCGAAGGACCAGCGGAGGGCGGGCGGGCGAGCCGAGGCCCGGGAGCAUAGACGUACGGCACAACGGCGGAUUGCGCCGUGACGCGUGGUCACCUGUCCGGGCACCGUGGUUGCGCUCUGCGCUCAGCCCCCCACCCCCCGUGUGUGUGUUUGCCGCACUAUCUGCGAGGACGGACGAUGGGUUGAUUCGGCGACGGGGAGGGGGUCGUGAGUUUACCGAACCCUGCUCAGGGUUUCAGCCGCUGGGGAGCACUUCUGUAAAUGUUUUGCCGUAACAAGUUUUUUUUUUUUGCUCCGAUGUGAAAUGUGAACGCCCUCAUUCUCCCGACUCCUCACCCUCCCCCCACCACCCCCCCCGCCCUCCCCGACUUUGUGAUUUCCUUUUGCUGUUUAUCGAACUGAUUAAAACAAUGCAAAUA
This is a messenger RNA of Lethenteron reissneri (Far Eastern brook lamprey), 6334 nucleotides long. RefSeq names its product ganglioside induced differentiation associated protein 2 (gene GDAP2). The record is from RefSeq and is a predicted model, not a curated record. Lineage: Eukaryota; Metazoa; Chordata; Hyperoartia; Petromyzontiformes; Petromyzontidae.